Hippocampus zosterae (dwarf seahorse) is the source of this 1192-nucleotide messenger RNA. Its product is annotated as growth arrest and DNA damage-inducible protein GADD45 gamma-like. Lineage: Eukaryota; Metazoa; Chordata; Actinopteri; Syngnathiformes; Syngnathidae. Gene Ontology annotation, cellular component: cytoplasm; nucleus. The transcript is spliced from 3 exons. Gene Ontology annotation, biological process: regulation of cell cycle. Bases 209 to 631 code for a protein of 140 amino acids. The record is from RefSeq and is a predicted model, not a curated record.
CAAAAAGUCUCUCCAUCUGAUCCUUUGGAAGAGUUCUAAAGGCACACGUCCCAGAGGCAGGCGGAGGCCCGGCGGCUCUGUUGUCGCCAUUGUGCACCAAAGAGCCAAUCAGACACUCGGCGUGUGCCGCAACCGUAUAAAAGGCUGCCGCGUGUUUGAGAGAAGCAAAAAAAAAAAAAAAAACUGUCUUGGAAACAAGCAGACCAAAAUGCAGUCUCCUGGAAAAUCUCUGAAGGAAGCUCUGCUCUGUGCUCAGAGCGAAGCUCGACUCACCGUUGGAGUCUAUGAAAGUGCCAAAAUAAUGACCGACGACCCGGACAGCGUGUCCUUCUGCGUGCUGGCCGUGGACGAGGGUUUCGAGUGCGACGUGGCUCUGCAGAUCCACUUCACCCUCAUCCAGUCCUUCUGCUUCGACAACGACAUCAGCAUCGUCCGAGUGAGCGACUCGCGGCGUCUGGCCGAGAUCGUCGCCGACGAGCCGCAGCGGCUGGAAGACGCUCACUGCGUCCUCAUCACGAACCCGGCGGACGGGGCUUGGGAGGACCCCUCUCUGGAGAAGCUGCACCUGUUCUGCGAGGAGAGCCGGCGUGUGAACGACUGGGUCCCCGAGGUCAGCCUGCCCGGACGCUGACGCUGGCCCGGGCUCCGUUCUGCGAAGCUUCCCACCCAUGGCGGAAACGCUCAUCCCGACGCACCGGAUGAGCUUCGUCCAGGCUCAUCCCCGGAUACUCCUGAGGAGGAUUCCCAAUCCGGGGCGGCGCGGCGCCGGCCCCCAGGGGCCCCCCCCCGCGCGACCGUCGCCUCUCGUCCCGUGCAUGCCGAGAUGACUCUCAUUCUUUGUGCGAAUGAGGUCGGGGUAUGCCUCGAGAGCGACGCAUCGACCCUCAUUCUUUGUGCGGAUGAGGUUUGGAGAGGAAGGAGAAGCGGCGCGUCUGUGCGUGCGUGCGUGCAUGCGUGCCGCACUUUCGCGUCGCUCGUCCGAGCACGCGCAGCAGGAGAAGAAGCGGUGCUGAAGGAAGAGGACUCGUUAAAAAGGGACUUUUUAACCAAGGCCUCUUGGCUGAGCAACAGUCGGCCAAAAUGUUCCCACUUUCCAGAAUGGUCUUAAUUCUCUAAAGGUUUCACUUUAGAAGUUUAACGAUGACAAAAAAAAGAUAAAUAUUGGAGAAAAAAAAAACAUGGCUGUUCCCUA